AUGGCGCCCUUGGCCAUUCGACAAAAUCACUCCCUUGGUCCCUCGCUUCCCCGUCCUCACAAUGGACCCCAUACAAAGCCUGUUGACGUGAAAACCCACAUCGACCCUGUGGUAUUUGCGGAGCUGUUUGCCGGAACGGUGGGAAUAUUCAUACUCUCUGUUUUGGUUUGGAAGACUGGCCACCUUAUUCGCUCGUUUACCCAACACAGGGUUGUGGGCCCAGGAAAAUCUCCGACCACUCGAUAUGCAAAGACGUGGUAUGGGUGGGUUACCAUCCAAACACAUGAGAGAAACAAACAAUUCCUUCGCGAUAUAUUUUCCAAAUUGGGAGACUGGACUGCCUGGAAAUCGACUAGGACGGACUAUCAAUGGGCGUGGUGGGAUCCCGGCCAGGAGGCUUUGGAGACUAGGCGUCGGGAUCGAAAACGAUUGCAAUGGCUACCGAAAUUCCUGAUUAAUUAUGAAUCGCCUAUUGCUGACGAUAUCUGGAACCCAGGUCCGAGUUCUGAAUGCCGCGGCGCGCUGAGUGAGAUUGCGGAGGUGACAGAAGUGACCGAAGUGACAGAGGCAGCAGAGGCCGAAGAACCUCAGAUAGCAGAGACAAGAAAAGAAGUUUCCGAGGAGAAUACCCAACCAAUAGGAGAGAUACGUAUCGGGAUAAAUAGCAAAGAGGAUCAUCCUGUCAUUUUGAAGACCCAGGAAGUCAACAGACGCCGUCAUUCAAGAUUUAGUGCGGGCACCUCCGAAGAGGUUGUUUGGUCUGAUGCGAGGAUGCAUAUUUGGUCAUCCACCCUAUCCUUUGAAAACGAACAGAUUUCUACCUUGAGAGAUAUCCCUUGCGUCAAGAGGGAUGCAUUUCUGGGGCGACACUCAAGUAUUGAUGAAGAAACCAUACACCUGGCACAAUUUGAUGGACCGAGCAGCCCUCGACAGACGAAAGCACGUCAGCCAGCUGCCUACCAAGGCCACCAAGCCCUAAGAGAUCAUACUCGCCAGACUACCAUUUUCCGCUUCCGCCGUGGACAUGCGAGGAAGUACCAGGAUUGGUCAGCGCAGAUGCAAACAAAAGCAAAGAGACCUUCGCUGUAUGACCUUAGAGAUUCAUCUGGACCGCCCGGGACGCCCUUUACCGAGAAUCUGACAAACUUUACCUCGGAGCACAGCGCAACAGGGGAUACUUUGAAGAGACAAGCGGCGGCGAUUAGCAAAAAUUCAAAGACUUUGACUAGACGACUUCCGCUUACAGUUGAAAAGAGCAGCAUGAUAAGCCGAGGCUCUUCUGCGCAUCGGAGCGACCUCCAAGUGGCGAAAGCCCACUACAGCACCGUACCACUGCGGCUGAAAAGAAAACCCCAAGGGAUAUACCAUUCCCGAGAUUCACGGGAUCUGCGACACUCUUUAUAUGAGUUGAAGCCCACCACUGCUAGUAGGCACUCCAUCCACGAUAUAUUACGGGAUCAGGAAAGGGGCCGAUCCCGAUAUCAAGGCCAUCGCCUCUCCCAUAAUCGCAUUCUGGAAGGUACCUCGUUAUCUUUCAAAGAAGUCAGCGACGGGGAAUUGAGACUUUUACACGAGUUAGACCGGAAAUUGUUAUGGCUGUUCAACGAAAUGACUCCUGGACAAAAGCCUUACCACUUUGCUUUACUUGCAAAUCACUGGCUGAAUCGAGAAACUUGGCUGGUGAUUGAUCCCAUCUCAAGAGUCUCUAACGAUGCGCGAAGAAGGCAAGGUGAUCCACGCUUCAACGUCCCUUAUCCAGAACCAGAACUGAAGCGAAAAUCCAAGUAUCCAGAGAACUUACGGAAGAAGGCAUUCACACCUCGAAUUGACUCAUGGCGCGCCGCCGUCAACCGACAGAGAAGAAUUUCAGGGGCCCGGGAAAUCUUAAAGCUGGUGGACUUAUAUGAAGAUUCCGCUGAAGAGCCACCGGAAGGGCAUAUUGACCCUGCGUGCUGGAUUUUGCCAAAGCCGCCCCAAGGGUUUGAAAUGUCGACUAGACAGAAACAUGCUUGGUACGAGGGAGGGGCCGGAUGGCAGGAGAGACUUGACGACUGGCAACGAGUGAGUCGUGGCUAUCGGCUCCACAAAGCCGUAUUCGAGGGACGCGUUAACCGGAAUCGGGCCAUAGAGCUUGGACAGAGAUUUGGCGGAUACUGUCGUCAAACAUUAUUCAGCUUGAAUCCUGGGAUUAGUGGAAGCAACGUCGCUUCCCCUGCCAUCAGUCCAUGA
This is a messenger RNA of Penicillium angulare, 2229 nucleotides long. RefSeq lists its product as uncharacterized. NCBI's taxonomy places the organism in Eukaryota, Fungi, Ascomycota, Eurotiomycetes, Eurotiales, Aspergillaceae. The transcript has a single exon. The record is from RefSeq and is a predicted model, not a curated record. The coding region runs from base 1 to 2229 and encodes 742 amino acids.